Cataglyphis hispanica is the source of this 1709-nucleotide messenger RNA. RefSeq names its product zinc transporter ZIP1-like. The record is from RefSeq and is a predicted model, not a curated record. The coding region runs from base 666 to 1709 and encodes 347 amino acids. Gene Ontology annotation, biological process: zinc ion transmembrane transport. The transcript has 7 exons. Gene Ontology annotation, molecular function: zinc ion transmembrane transporter activity. Lineage: Eukaryota; Metazoa; Arthropoda; Insecta; Hymenoptera; Formicidae. Gene Ontology annotation, cellular component: plasma membrane.
CCUCUCUUAACGCGCUGUCUCUCGCCUCUUCUCCGCGGGUACUUCUCAUUCCGCUCCGAUCUCGCGAUGUGCGAUCCCUUCCGAUUGAUUUUCCUGAUUUAAAGUCGCCGGCGCUUCCUCAGCAACCGCUAUUCCUCGCUUGACGUCGUUCGGAUCCAUCUGUCAGUUUCCUUUCUCGCUCAAGGUGGUUUCUUACUCACGUGUCGAAAGAACAUUGUAAGGGUCAUGUAAAUCAUUUAUCAUCGAUUUUCGUUUUCAUCCUCGAUAUACUCUGGGCAAUCGGAUUUAUUAUAUCGUUCGGAUCGUUAGCAGAAAGCUUUCGCGAGUGCGCUGAUUUUCGAUUCAACCAAGAGACUGUUCUUCCCUGUUGACGUUGUCUCCCUCUCUCAUGACCGUCACGCCGUGUACGAGCCUCAUCAUCUGUCAGAAAUCGUUUACCACGGUAGAUUCGAUCAAUUACUUCGAUUACAUCACGAACGAUGUUUAUUUCUUUCGUCGACGUGACGAACGUGUGAUCAGUGCUCCCAGUUUUCGUUGAAGCAUUCUUCUGCCAAUUGAUCGCCUGCAGACGUGCGAUAUUUGUUGUCGAAGACACGCGCAAGUUCUCUUUCCUCUUCCUCGUUCAAGUGUAUCUGCGAUAUUCGAGAGCCGUAAAAUUCGACAUCAUGGCAAAUUUACUGCUAUCGUCCACAAUAGACGAACAUCAUGAUCACGACCAUGAUCAUGAUCAUGAUCAUUCCUUGGACUCGUAUAACGAUGUGCUAACCGCCAAGGCAGUCACUAUGGUAGUUUUGUGCACCGUCAGCACAAUAAUGGGCAUCAUACCUAUAUUUUUGGCCAAAUGGUUCAAGUGGGAUUUGAACGGACAAAACCCUAGAUCUACGAGGAUUGUGAGCCUCCUACUCGGCUUUGGCGGAGGCGUCCUCUUCAGCACCACGUUCCUCCAUUUGAUGCCGGAAGUUGCGGAAGGUGUAGAAAAUCUCGUUGCGGAUGGCAAGAUCGAGCCGCUCGAGUUUCCAUUAGCAUACAUGCUCGCGUGCGCCGGGUUCUUCAUUAUGUAUUUGGUGGAGGAGUCCGUACACACGUACUUGAGGAAGAGACAAGUAGAGCGGCAAAUAACCGACAAAAAAGAUAUAAAUCGCAGCACUAAUGAAUUGGUGGAAAACGGCCAAGUGACACCGUCAUGCGUCAGCAAUCACGGUCACUCGCAUACAGGUCACAGCCAUUUACCUGUGAUAACAAACAACGACGACGAUGACUUUGUGAUAAGUUCGCUGCGAGGAUUAUUGAUAGUCCUCGGCUUAUCCGUUCACGAAUUAUUCGAGGGACUGGCGAUUGGUCUAGAGAGCUCCGCCAGUCACGUAUGGUACAUGUUCCUCGCGGUGGCGUCCCAUAAAUUCGUCAUAGCCUUUUGCAUCGGCGUAGAGUUGCUCGCUUCUCGAACCAGACCGUAUCUGUCAAUAAUUUAUACGUGCACGUUCGCCGUGGUGUCGCCGAUAGGAAUCGGCGUCGGGAUGGCUCUGGUCGGCGGUGGAAGCGCGGCUGCGAGCGGACCGAUGGCCGUGAUAUUACAGGGAUUGGCAUCGGGCACUUUGCUCUACGUGGUGUUCUUCGAGAUUCUGCAGGAGCAUCGAACUGGACUGGGACAAUACGUCUCGAUUCUCUUCGGUUUCCUCGUAAUGUUCGGCCUGCAGAUGUUGAGUAAGUAG